AUGACCUUCAGCGUCUCGGCGGCGAUGGAGGGGGGCCACGGCCACGAGUACAUGAUCCGCUUCGACGGCCACUUGGAGGACCCGUCGCCCAGCACCGCCACCGCCGAGCCGCCGCCACCGCCGCCGUUCGCGGGCAGGGCGAUCUCGCCGGAGCAGGAGCACGGCGCCAUGGUCGCCGCGCUGCUGCACGUCAUCUCCGGGUACACCACGCCGCCGCCGGACUUCUUCCCGGCGGCCGCGAGCAAGGAGGUGUGCCCGGUGUGCAGGGUCGACGGCUGCCUCGGCUGCGAGUUCUUCGGCGCGGCCGAGGCCACCGGGGCGACCGCGGCGGCAUUGGACGCGCCGAAAGCGGCGGUGACUGCGGGCGGGCCGCAGAGGCGGCGGCGGAACAAGAAGAACAAGUACCGGGGCGUCAGGCAGCGGCCGUGGGGCAAGUGGGCGGCGGAGAUCCGCGACCCGCGCCGCGCCGUGCGGGUGUGGCUCGGGACCUUCGACGCCGCCGAGGACGCCGCCAGGGCCUACGACCGCGCCGCCGUCGAGUUCCGCGGCCCGCGCGCCAAGCUCAACUUCCCCUUCCCCGAGCAGCAGCAGCAGCAGCUGGGCGACGGCAAUGCCGCCGCGGCCAAGUCCGGCACGUGCUCGCCCUCGCCGAGCAGCGCGGAAGUCGAGGUCCGGGUUCCGCAGACGUGGCAGCAGAACGGCGGGCAGGAAACAGGGGAUCAGCUCUGGGACGGCUUGCAAGACCUGAUGAAGCUAGACGAGAGCGAGCUCUGGUUCCCGCCCUCUGGAAAUUCUUGGGACUGA
Messenger RNA from Triticum turgidum subsp. durum (durum wheat), 804 nucleotides. NCBI's taxonomy places the organism in Eukaryota, Viridiplantae, Streptophyta, Magnoliopsida, Poales, Poaceae. The record is from the annotation of a GenBank genome assembly.